Messenger RNA from Saprolegnia diclina VS20, 261 nucleotides. RefSeq lists its product as hypothetical. Lineage: Eukaryota; Oomycota; Saprolegniomycetes; Saprolegniales; Saprolegniaceae. The record is from RefSeq and is a predicted model, not a curated record. The transcript is spliced from 2 exons. The coding region runs from base 1 to 261 and encodes 86 amino acids.
AUGCCGCCCACGGGUUUUCCCACCGAAGGCUAUGUCUCGCUACGUCGGUAUCCCGAACACAUUCGCGAUGUUUGCGUCGUGGACCAAAGCGAGAAUGCGGACGUGUACAAGCUCAUCAACCACACGGACGAGCUCGUGCAGAAGAUGCAAGACGCUGCCAACCGCCUCCAAGUGAGUCUCGACACCAGUCGCCAAAGGUCCGCCAAGCGCCAGAUGCUAGACGAUGGCUCGUCGCCCAAGCGCCAGUGCGUCGAGUCGUAA